GUUCGAAAUUGGGGGAAAGAAGAUGAAAAUGGAGGAACUGCCGCUGUAAAUUUUGACUGGCUGUUUCUACUUCGUAGACCCUCUUAUCCAAACAACGAUCUCCGACCCUUUUCCGUUUCCUGAGUUCCUCUCAAGACUAUAUAAUCCAAAACCUGUUGCCCCUUUCUCUAAUUCGAAGAUUUUCAAGCUUCAAUUUCAGAUAAAAAUGGCGAUGUCGUCAUUGUCACCUGCUACAUCAUCUGUGCGUUCCAUUUGCCAACAACCCAGAAUUACCGCCAAACUGCGAACCCCCCCAAAAUCACUCCUCUCUCUUCAAGGGAAUCUGUUGUCAUGGAGCUCUUCUGCGAAUUAUGUGAAAUUGAGAGCAAGGAAUACGAUUGUUGUUAAGGGGCUGCCACAGAAGAGAAAUGCAACCAUUAAGUGUGCCACCAUGGAAGAAAUAGAGGCGGAGAAAUUUCUAAUUGAAAAGAAUGCUAGAGAGAGGAUGGAGAAGGCCAUCGAUAGUGUGCUAUCGAAUUUCAAUUCUAUAAGAACGGGUCGAUCAAAUCCCGCAAUGCUUGAUAAAGUCGAGGUGGAGUACUAUGGUUCACCUGUCAAUUUGAAGACCAUAGCGCAAAUCAGCACUCCUGAUUCGAGCUCUCUAUUAAUUCAGCCUUACGACAAAUCUAGCUUAAAGGCUAUCGAGAAGGCCAUAGUCAACUCCGAUCUUGGUUUGACUCCGAGUAACGAUGGUGAAAUGAUACGAUUAUCCAUUCCACAGCUCACAUCGGACAGGAGAAAGGAACUGUCAAAAAUUGUUUCGAAGCAGGCUGAGGAAGGGAAAGUAGCAAUCAGAAACAUAAGAAGAGAUGCGAUUAAAUCGUAUGAUAAACUUGAAAAGGAGAAAAAACUCUCGGAAGACAACGUAAAGGAUUUAUCGGUUGAUUUGCAGAAAGUGACUGAUGAAUACAUGAAAAAGAUCGACACCAUCUUCAAACAGAAGGAGAAGGAACUGCUGACGGUGUGAUAACAAUUUGAGUUAGGUUUAUAUAAGAGCGAGCUACUUCUAUCGAUCUAAAAUGGUAAGUCUGACCUUCCGAAUGAAGUUUAUCAACAUGUAAUUUUUGUAAUCUUUUUGCACCGAUUGUUCGAUACAUUUUGGGUAAUCGAAGAAUUCAAAGAACACCCAAACAUUUUCUCCUUUUUCAGUAUGGUUGUGGUGGAAUGUAAUGCUGAUUAGGGGUGUUCAGUGGUUGAAAUCUAAUGGAUUACAUUUGAUCGAAUCCAA
This is a messenger RNA of Cynara cardunculus var. scolymus (artichoke), 1267 nucleotides long. RefSeq names its product ribosome-recycling factor, chloroplastic. Bases 206 to 1006 code for a protein of 266 amino acids. Gene Ontology annotation, cellular component: chloroplast. Gene Ontology annotation, molecular function: ribosomal large subunit binding. Gene Ontology annotation, biological process: plastid translation. The transcript is spliced from 11 exons. The record is from RefSeq and is a predicted model, not a curated record. Lineage: Eukaryota; Viridiplantae; Streptophyta; Magnoliopsida; Asterales; Asteraceae.